CUUGUAUUGGGGCUUCAUUGUUCCCGCUGGGCCGGGCGGUUUAGUGUAAUUGCCGCGGGAGAAGGAGGCGGAGUAACCUCUGGUCAGCCGAGAAACCCCGCUAUCCCGUAGCCAUAACCGCUCAAACGAUUUGGGAGGUAGUGAAGGGCAGGGAGUUGGACCCGGAGGCGGCGCCGCGACAGCAGCAGCCAUGGAGGACGAGAUGCCCAAGACUCUAUACGUCGGUAACCUUUCCAGAGAUGUGACAGAAGCUCUAAUUCUGCAACUCUUUAGCCAGAUUGGACCUUGUAAAAACUGCAAAAUGAUUAUGGAUACAGCUGGAAAUGAUCCCUAUUGUUUUGUGGAGUUUCAUGAGCAUCGUCAUGCAGCCGCAGCAUUAGCUGCUAUGAAUGGACGGAAGAUAAUGGGAAGUCAAAGUGAAUUGGGCAACAACCCCCAGCAGUCAAAAGAAAGAUACAAGCAGUAGUACCGUUGUCAGCACACAGCGUUCACAAGGUAAUUGUAUCUUCUUAAACAUAAAAUGAAAUCUCUUGAAAGGGUAUUCACUAACCACCUGAGGUUUUUUUGUUUGAUAUUUGGGGGAGGGGGGGUGGGAGGAGAUAUUAUUUCUAUUUGUCUCUCUAGCAAUAUUUUUCUCCUUUCUCGGUGUUGACCAAGUAUAGCUUGUCUGCUACUUUGGUGCUAGUUCAAGCUUUCUGAUCCCUUUGGUGGCAGCUGAUGCCUUAGAACUACUUUCACCAACUAAGGGGCAAAAUAUACCCUCCUUUCUUGAGGUCGCCAUCUGGGCUUCAUACCCAGAUCUUCCAAAUGCUUGAGUUGCUCCUCAAAUUUUGUUUCCCAAAGAGUAUUCCAAAAUGUUGUUUAAGGCCUGUCAAAUAUGGGUAAUUUUUCUUUCCAAAUAUGCUUUGUCAAAUUGAUGUAUGUGUCCAUUUUAAAGUGUUGGUCCAACAAUUUUGCAUUUUUAAAGUGUUUCUUUUUUUGAUAAUUGUCUUUUUUAAAAACUUCAGAUAUGGGAUGGUUAUUUCUCUCCAAUGCUUUUUUAAUGGUUCUGAUAUAAAGUGAAGGGAUUACUGUUUUCAUUCUGUUGCCUUCAGUCUUAGUUCACUUGCACAUGGAUUCACAUAAACUGAAUGGUGUAAUGUCUGGGCAACCAAAACUGUUGGCUUUUGAGAAAACUGUCAAAUACUUUAACAUCAAACUGUUGCAAUGCAAGAUCAUUUCCAUGUCUUUGUUGGUGAUCUCAGUCCAGAAAUUACAACUGAAGAUAUAAAAGCUGCUUUUGCACCAUUUGGAAGAAUAUCAGAUGCCCGAGUGGUAAAAGACAUGGCAACAGGAAAGUCUAAGGGAUAUGGCUUUGUCUCCUUUUUCAACAAAUGGGAUGCUGAAAACGCCAUUCAACAGAUGGGUGGCCAGUGGCUUGGUGGAAGACAAAUCAGAACUAACUGGGCAACCCGAAAGCCUCCCGCUCCAAAGAGUACAUAUGAGUCAAAUACCAAACAGCUAUCAUAUGAUGAGGUUGUAAAUCAGUCUAGUCCAAGCAACUGUACUGUAUACUGUGGAGGUGUUACUUCUGGGCUAACAGAACAACUGAUGCGUCAGACUUUUUCACCAUUUGGACAAAUAAUGGAAAUUCGAGUCUUUCCAGAUAAAGGAUAUUCGUUUGUUCGGUUCAAUUCCCAUGAAAGUGCAGCACAUGCAAUUGUUUCUGUUAAUGGUACUACCAUUGAAGGUCAUGUUGUGAAAUGCUAUUGGGGCAAAGAAACUCUUGAUAUGAUAAAUCCCGUGCAACAGCAGAAUCAAAUUGGAUAUCCACAACCUUAUGGCCAGUGGGGUCAGUGGUAUGGAAAUGCACAACAAAUUGGCCAGUAUAUGCCUAAUGGUUGGCAAGUUCCUGCAUAUGGAAUGUAUGGCCAGGCAUGGAACCAGCAAGGAUUUAAUCAGACACAGUCUUCUGCACCAUGGAUGGGACCAAAUUAUGGAGUGCAACCGCCUCAAGGGCAAAAUGGCAGCAUGUUGCCCAGUCAGCCUUCUGGGUAUCGAGUGGCAGGGUAUGAAACCCAGUGAAAAAGGACUCCAGAAUCUAAAGCCAGUGGCUUGAGGCUACAGGGAGUGUAGUAAAGCCGUUGUUUACUUAAAGAUUUAUCAAAUCAGUCAGUGCAAAUGUCAGAUACAAUGUAUUUAUUUAAAAGAUUCAUUUUUAAUCAUGAAAUUACUUAUCAUCCACAUUGUUUUAAAAAGAAACAAGAUGCUGGAUGUCUGCCAAUUUUUGCCUUCAUUACCUUUUUUGAUAAAGUUUCUCAGAUCCUUGUUUCAAACACAAAUGCAGGGAUUGCUGCCACUUUUUAACUAUUAAGAGGCAGAAAAUUGCACAAUAUUGAACUUUUUUCCACUAAAGUAGUGUGCAGUUAUAGUUUGCAUUCCUGAUAUGAUUUAAAACAUGUAAUAUAAAGAUGUUAAAAAAAAAAAAAACUGUGCAGAGUCUAGAAGUUCUCUGUCAUCUUCAGCUUGUGCACAAUUCUGUUUUAGGUUAAAAAAAAAAAGGCAUUGUUUGAGCUGUCCCAUCUCCACUGUUAUCCCUUUGUGGUUUUUUAAUAUAAAUUAUUAGUUUAUGUCAUUUUUGUAUCUACAUCUUUUUUCACAAAUUUGUCUUGCCUUAUUAAAGUUCUGUAAAAUAUACUUAAAUGGAAAAAAUGAUGUUCAUUUAGAUUGAAAAUUUUUCUCAGAUGGAUUGAUAAUUGCAUUCAUCUUGUGUUUUAUAUGAGAAGGUGCCUCAAGAAUUCCCUGUUGGAUUUGUUUAAAAGAAUUUUUAUCUUCUGUGAUAAACUUUGCUGUGUACCAGGAACUAUAAAAACAAAAACUUGUUACUAAAGAAAAUAUCUGAAAUGUGAUAAGUUCUUAUGCCAUGUUAAUUUCAUGUGUCAACUUCAACAUUUACAUGUAUUAUUUCAUUAUGUAAAAUGUUUUAGCAAUUUAAUAUUUUGCACAGUUAGCAAACUUUGUAUGUCAUUUCCUUCAAGGUAUCAUGCAGAGUUUACAUGAAAUUUAUAAGGUUUUAAGUUGUUUGCAUGUGAAAAUCAAAUACAUACUUUGGUAGUCUUUGAAUACAAAGUCAUCUGCUCUUGUUUUUCAAGAAUUUUGAGACACAAAGUUGUAUGUAAAGGAAUAUAUUUGCCGUUUUAUAGGUAGAUUUGCUCAAAAAGAGUGAAUCAACUUAACAUGUACAAAUGAUAGCUGUGAAACUGUAGAAUAUCUAUGUGUCAGGCUUGGAGUUCAUUGUGACCUCCAAAUUUUGCCUGAAGGACCAGCUGGGCAAAGCAUUUUUUAAAUGUUCAGAGGCCAAAAGAUAAACAAACAAAAAAAAAAAACCUUAAAAUCCUACCUCUUUAAACAGCCUUCAAAUAAGAAUCCUCAGUGCAAUCAUUAUUUUGAUUCUUUUGGUACCUGUUUUCCUGGAGUUCCCAAUUUUAUUAUUUUGGAGUGGCUCCAAGCAUUAAGAGGUUUAAUCUUUGAUGGCAUUGUUCUAGUUUUGAAAUUUCUAUUGUAUUUCAGAGUCUCUUAGAAAACUUGUGUGGGAAGUUUCAUUUUGUUUUUGGUGAAGGUCACAAACCUCCUUCUUCCUUGACUCAGAGAGGAAAGGUCCCAGUAUAUAUAUUUGAAUGGUCAGUGGUUUUCAAGACCUUCAGAGAGCUCCCUGCAUUUUACCUAGAAACAGAAAAGGCCUGCAAAAUCUUAAGUUUCCUGGCCUGCAUUUUCCAGGUAGGGGCAAAUGACUCCAAGCUGGUCUCUAAGCCAAUACCCUUGUAAACCAGAGUCCAGGAAAGAUAGCUCAAGUGUGUAAUUCUCUGGAGCUCAAUUCUAUGCAGUUGUGCUAUUUCAUUAAGUCACUGUGUGUUUUUAAGUGUUGAUACAUUAAAAGUCGCUUUAUGGAAGAUGAGUACAUUUUUUAAAUACUUGGAAAUUUUAUUUCCUUAUUAACUUCUACAGAUCAGGGCAUGCAACCAAAAGCAGCUUAAAUGAAAUAUUUAAAAAAAUAAAAUAUCAGGAAGCUAUUUUUAGAUUUCUUCUGGCUUAUGUUUCUAUUUUAGGACCCUCAUUUUUCUCUUAUUAAAAAAAAUUAUUUCCUGUACAUCUCAUGGACUGCAGGGUAAAUUAUUUGGGCAUAAAUAAUUUAAAUAGUUUUCUUUCAUUUUGACUAUCUCCAGUAACAACAAUUUUUAUUAGCCAGCAUAUUGGCUUAUUGCACAAAUCUUAAAAUGUACAUUGACUACUUUUUGAGAAGAAAGUGGUAUCAGUACUCGCGAUGAAAAGGUUACUACUGAACAAAUUCACAUUUCAGGAACACCUAUCUAUCUUUGGUUUAAAUCUUACUCUUAGUUUUUCAGUCUAAAAAUCAUACUGGUAUUAGUAUCAGGUAAGGAAAUUAAAAGUUUUUUAAAUGGUUUCAUUCUCUGCAAUAUGCAAAAUUUAGAUUUACUUUCUGGUACUGUAAAGAACCUGAAGUGAUUCACACUUAAUGGGUCAUUAAUCCAGUAUUCUUUACCCUGAAUGUUUGGAUAUUAAAGUUCCUUUAUGUUUUCUAUAA
Molecule: messenger RNA, 4582 nt
Organism: Macaca mulatta (Rhesus monkey)
Lineage: Eukaryota; Metazoa; Chordata; Mammalia; Primates; Cercopithecidae
Source: RefSeq, a predicted model, not a curated record